AUGGUGCUGAAUACUACUAGUUGGGAAAUUGUUGCGUAUGUGCAAUUGAUUUUUUUUGCAAUUAUGCUUAUUGGAUUGGGUGUGGUGGUUGUUCAAAAGUGGAUGAAGGGAACGGACCGUGGGAUCAUUAAGAGGUUUGUGGGAUAUUUUGGGAUAUUUACGGUGCUCAAGGUUGCCGGAGGGAUCUGUGGGAUCGUUUUGCUUCAUCAAUCGCAGUAUAGUAGUGGAUUGACUAUGGCGACUUACAUAUUGGAUAAUGUUAGUUUGGGGUUGCUUAUCAAGAGUGUGUUGCCGUUUUUAGAAUUGAUGGUCACGGAGAAGGACCCAGAGGCACUCGUGGAAAACCCCUUCAAGUAUGAUACGGGGUCAGAGGACCAGAUGAUGAAUGUUAGGAAUGUGGGCCUCGGGAAGUUGGUGGGUACUACCCUGAAAAAAAACUUGCCAUUUAGGGUUUUGACGUUGAUGAUUACGGCUGCUGUUAUUUGCACAAUUGUCGGUGCUACUGGAAUCAACUCCAAUGGCCUGAAUAGUGGGUCAUCGCCCAUGAAAGCUGGGUCGAUUCUUUUUCUUGUUAUUAUUAUUUUUAUGGCUGUUCUCAUCGCGUGGGGUCAUAGUUUGAACGAGGACCAUCGAACUAUGGCCAAGAUAUUACUUGGAUCUAUCGCUUUCUAUAUUAUCAGAGCAGUUUAUUCGAUUUUGUCGUCGUUUGCUGGAAUCAAUUUUGAAAACCCCAGUAAGUUUCUCCUAAUUUUUGGUGAAUAUCAGUACUACACUUUCUUGGCUUUCUUGGAAGAGUGCAUCAUCAGUAUGAUUUUAUUAGUUAAUUUGUUCGUGUUCCACUCGCCGCCAGUAAUACAGUGA
This is a messenger RNA of Debaryomyces hansenii CBS767, 861 nucleotides long. RefSeq lists its product as uncharacterized. NCBI's taxonomy places the organism in Eukaryota, Fungi, Ascomycota, Pichiomycetes, Serinales, Debaryomycetaceae. The transcript has a single exon. The coding region runs from base 1 to 861 and encodes 286 amino acids. The record is from RefSeq and is a predicted model, not a curated record.